Molecule: messenger RNA, 1024 nt
Organism: Alternaria alternata
Lineage: Eukaryota; Fungi; Ascomycota; Dothideomycetes; Pleosporales; Pleosporaceae
Exons: 2
Coding region: 261-878 (205 amino acids)
Source: RefSeq, a predicted model, not a curated record
UCGACGGCGAUCCCCCCUUCCCGUUGCAGCCAUAUCAGAACGACUCCUUCACCGUCGCCAUAUUACCACUGAAUUCCCAUGCUGCGCCUGUCGUGACGCAAUCACCCCGACUGCAAAGAGUCGCACCACGUCCGGCCACUGCAUCUGCCGUCUCCCGUCUCUGGCCGUCCCACGCGUCCUCCUGACGAGCUCACACUUCACGUCUUGCAUUCCAAACGCCCCAUCAUUGCCAGCCUGAGACACUCCUUGCCUACGUCACAAUGGCAGCAAACGAGAAGCACGAGCCCGUUACUUUCGGCGCCAGCGUGCUGCGCUCUCCCAGCCCACUAACCACGCCUUCGCAACCACUCCGCUCCCCGCCCUCCAACGACUCUACCAUGUCGUCUGCCACCGCCAGCGCCGAACUCGCCGCCAAGAAAGAGUGGGCGGCCGACCCCUCCAACCCAUACUCGGCCUUCUACAAGCACCCAGAGGCCCUCCGCGAGACGCGCCACUCCCUCAACGAGAGCGCGCCUCAGAGCAAGACACACCUCGGCGUCGGUGUCCACGAGCACGACCUCGAGGGCGGCGUCCCCCUCUCGGUAGCCUCGACACAGCAGCCAUCCAAACACUCCGUCGAUGGCCGCGUCAAGGAAUGCACAAUGUGGCCCACAAGGCAGGCUGUCCUGGACAAGCGGAAGUCGUACCAACGCAAGCGUGGUUGUGCCUUCUUCCGGAACUUGACCAACAAGCAGAGAAUGUGGGCUAAGAUCAUCAUCGCUCUUCUCGUAAUAGGUGCUGCCGUUGGCCUUGGUGUCGGCAUCUCGAGAGCUGUCGGUGGCGGUGUCUGGGCUGGCGAUGGCCGAUCAAAGGAGAUCCCCCAUGGCGACGGACACUGAGGUGUAGCUACUGCCGCAAAGCAACCAACCACCACCCGUCUCUUUGACCGCACACAAUCACGACUUCGGCAUAUUUCGCUUCGGACAACAUCCUUUCUCGAUAUCCCUUUUCAUCUGUUAUAUUGUUUUUCCUUCGCGGUACUGUG